AUGCCUCCGCAACAACGCACAGUUGGCAUCACGACGGCUGACUGGCCGCAGGAAGCCCUCAGCGACCCGGCCUCGGCGGACCAUCGUCGCACACCCAUGAUGGACCAUGGGAUGAACACGGGGGUGCGGGUGACGGACGACGGACGCCUGGAUAUCAAGUUCCGCGGCCGAAAAACCAGCCUCGCACACCUCCUCAAACACCUGGAAAAGGGACACAAACCAACCCCGGAAGACAUACGAAGAGCAUCCGUUCCCCAGCCGUCCAUCGAGAAACACGAGCCCUUCCCGCUCCGCCUCAACAUCGUUAUUCACGUCGUCGGAUCGCGCGGCGACGUACAGCCCUUCGUCGCACUCGGCAUGGCCCUCAAAGAACGGGGCCACCGCGUCCGACUCGCGACGCAUUUAGCUUUUCGAGAGUUCGUACAGGACCACGGCCUCGAAUUUUUCAAUAUUGGCGGCGAUCCCGCUGAACUCAUGGCGUUCAUGGUGAAGAACCCCGGUCUGCUGCCGGGGAUAAAAGCGCUGCGCAGCGGGGCGAUCCGGCGCCGGCGGAGGGAAAUGGCGGCGAUAUUCUCCGGGUGUUGGCGAUCAUGUUUUGAAAUGGGCGAUGGGACGGGACUACAUCAUGUCCCCGAGGAUCCGUGGAGCGAGACGGUGGACUACCAGCAGCAGCCGUUCGUGGCGGACGCGAUCAUCGCCAACCCGCCGAGUUUUGCGCAUAUCAGCUGUGCGGAGAAGUUGGGCGUACCGUUGAUUCUCAUGUUUACGAUGCCCUGGACGCCCACGCAGGCCUUUCCGCAUCCGCUGGCCAAUGUGCGUCCGACGCGUACGAAGCGCUCCGUCGCGAAUUUCGCGUCGUAUGCGAUAGUCGAGAUGAUGCUCUAUGAGGGACUGGGAGAUCUGAUUAAUAAGUUCCGCAAGCGGGAGUUAGGACUUGAUCCGUUGGACGCCAUUCGCGGGCCGGGUAUUGCUCAGAAGCUUCGCAUUCCGUUCACAUAUCUCUGGUCACCGGCUCUGCUUCCCAAACCCGUAGACUGGCUAACCAAUGUCGACAUCUGCGGCUUCAGCAUGCUCCCUGCUCCAAGCAGCUACACGCCGCCCGACGACCUGGUCAAGUUCCUACAAGACGGUCCUCCACCCAUCUAUGUCGGGUUCGGCUCCAUCGUCGUCGAUAAUCCAACCAAACUAACCAAGAUCGUUUUCGAAGCGAUCGUCAAAACCGGCCAGCGCGCGCUCGUCAACAAAGGCUGGGGCAACAUUGGCGCAGGGGAGGCCGAAAUCCCCGAGAAUGUGUUCAUGGUCGGCAGCUGUCCGCACGACUGGCUGUUCAAGCACGUCUCAUGCGUGGUCCAUCACGGCGGAGCAGGAACGACAGCAGCUGGGCUUGCGCUCGGUCGCCCGACUAUCAUCAUCCCCUUCUUCGGCGACCAGCCCUUCUGGGGUUCGAUAGUGUACCGAGCUGGCGCAGGCCCAGCGCCCAUCCCGUAUAAACAGCUGAACGCCGAGAAACUCGCAGACGCGAUCAACAAGGCGCUGGGGCCGGAGAUGCAAGAGAAGGCAGGCGAGAUCGGCGCGAAGAUGCGACAGGAGAAUGGCGUCAAGUGCGCGAUGGCCAGUUUCCAUCGGCACCUGGACCUGGAGACCCUGCGCUGCUCGAUCUGUCCCCACCGUCCGGCGGUCUGGUGGGUGCGCCACUCGCAUAUCAAGCUGAGCUCGUUUGCAGCGGCCGUGCUCGUGGAGGCGGGGUUCCUCAAGCCGCAGAAUAUGGUCCUGUACCGGUCGAAAGAAUACGAUACCAACCGCGACCCCCGCGGUCCCCUUUCUGCGGGGGCGGCGCUGCUCUACAGCAUCACGUCGGAUUUUGUGACGGCGCUCACGACGGCGCCGGUGGACCUUGCCGAGACGAUCUCGCGCCAUCACCAUUACCACAAGAAACAUGGGUGGCGGCAUAGCCACGACGAGGAGGUCACCUGUGACCGUCGGGCAUACAUAGGGAGAACCACGAAGAUAAUGGACGGCAUCCCCCCGGAAGACCGGGUGCGGUCGCAGCUGGGCGCUGUGGCGAGCAUGCGGCGAUCGUCGUCCGAUUCACCGAUAUCGAAUCCGUCUGGUGACGCAGACGAGGAAGAUGAAGAGGAACAGGAAGAGGACGACGAUGAGGACGAGGUAUUUGACGGUGAUAGUACGAGUUUUGUCUCUGCUCCCGAUCGGAUAUCCAGGGAUAGCAGGCCGGAGCCAAGAAGUCGAAUAUCCGACCAGUCCACGGUCCAAUCGGACUCUACAGACACGCAUGUCGACAGCGAUGAGGACGGUGGUGAACUAGAUCUCGAGAGGACGAUCAGCCGACGGGCGUCAAGGGAGGCGCGGGGGGGUAUACAUGUAGUGCUAGCCGAGACUGGUUAUCACGGUAAACGGUGGAGCAAGCGACUAUUGAACUGGGUUAUUGCGAUCCCGACCGAUGUGACCCUGAGCCUGUCCAAGGGCUUCCACAAUGCGCCGAAGCUGUACCACGACAGGACGGUGGCCAAAACCCCGACGGUGAUGGGUGUGCGGGGCGGGCUUCGAGCCGCUGGAAAGGAAUUUACCCAGGAAUUCUACCAAGGCAUCACCGGCCUCGUCACACAGCCCGCAGAAGGUCUGGAGAGAUCCGGCCCAAUUGGUCUUUUGAAAGGCAUCGGCAAAGGUUUCGGGGGAGUCAUCCUCAAGCCCGCAGCAGGAUUCUGGGGCCUAGCUGGGUAUCCCCUCGACGGCCUGCAUAAGAGCUUGCGCAACUCCCUAUCAAGAAGCAAAAUCAAGGAGAUUCUGGCGUCACGAAUACAGCAGGGGAUUGAUGAGAUGUGCGCGACUUCGGCUGAAGAGCGCGCCAUGGUGGUGCGGCGGUGGAAAGAGUUGCAGGAGAUGCAUGGGGUGAGAGUGAAUGGAAGUGAGAAUGUAAAUGGUCAUGCUGGAUGA
Aspergillus lentulus is the source of this 2952-nucleotide messenger RNA. The record is from RefSeq and is a predicted model, not a curated record. NCBI's taxonomy places the organism in Eukaryota, Fungi, Ascomycota, Eurotiomycetes, Eurotiales, Aspergillaceae.